Messenger RNA from Coprinopsis cinerea okayama7#130, 1149 nucleotides. RefSeq lists its product as hypothetical. The transcript is spliced from 3 exons. Lineage: Eukaryota; Fungi; Basidiomycota; Agaricomycetes; Agaricales; Psathyrellaceae. Bases 1 to 1149 code for a protein of 382 amino acids. The record is from RefSeq and is a predicted model, not a curated record.
AUGCCCAAUACAUCCCUCUCCCCCGAACUCUGCAGCCGCAUCGUCCAAUUCGUCGACGUGCGGCAUACGUCGGAUUUAGCGAGACUGUGUACGGUGUCAAAGGUGUUUUUGAAGGAAGCGGAGCCGAGGUUGUAUAGUCAGUUGGUGUUUGGGGAUCCGAGGAGGGCGGUUGGGGCGUUGAGGAGUGUGGUGGGGUCGGAGAGGGGGGUUGGGAAGUGGGUGAGGGUGUUUUGGUUUGUGUAUGAGUGGGGCGUGCAGGGUACGUAUGGGGGGCAGGGAGGAGGGGGACAGGGAGGAGGGAGUGGAGGGCAGGGAGGGCAGGGUGGACCCCCGCCGCUUCCGAGAGGGUUUUGGGAGACUGUGAGGGCUGCGUUGAAGAAGAUGACUGGGUUGGAGAUGUUGGUGUUGUAUGAUCAUACGAGGAUGAAUACGUGGCUUCGGCUCCGGUUCCGUUGGGACGCGAAUAUCGUUUCGUUCGUCCGGCACCAGCACAAUCUGGAACUACUGCAGGUGGCGGAUUUCGUGGAGGCGGAGACGGAGGAGAGGGUUGGUGUGGGGAGGUUGGAGAGGUUGAGUGUGGUGGAGGCGCAUGUGAGCGUUGCGGGACAGUUUUUGGAGGAGAGAGGGAGUCGGUUGAGGAAUGUGCAGGUGUUGGUGGAUAGAGGACAUGUGGGGGUUUUGCUGGGGCGUGGUAGUGGGAGUGGUGGUGGUGCGGGUGGGGGUGGAGGUGGUGGUGGUGCGGUUGCGAGGCUACCGAAGGGGUUGAGGGGGUUGAGUAUAUUGGACUUACCGGAGGAGUAUGCGGUUGAGGUCCUCGAGGCUGUUUCGGUGUCGUGUCCGGAGCUUAGAGCCCUAGGCCAGUUUCCGCUUCCUAUUCUCAAAAGACAUAAAUUCACAGCGAGCCUAAUGAGGCUACACUACCUCCGGUGUAUCGAGGUUGAUUUAUCGAGUUGGCAGCCGAUGCCGGUGGCAGGUGCGCAGCGUGCUUUGGCGGCCGAGUUGAAGACGUUUUGUCCGAGUUUGAGGUGGGUGGUGGUGUGGUUGCAGCAUACGAGGGUUACGUGGACGUAUGGACAGAAUGAGAUGUGGGUGUAUAGGGUGGAGGGGAAUCAGUGGAGGGGUGGGGGCAAGUUGUGGUUGAAGACGUAG